Molecule: messenger RNA, 4274 nt
Organism: Etheostoma spectabile (orangethroat darter)
Lineage: Eukaryota; Metazoa; Chordata; Actinopteri; Perciformes; Percidae
Gene: eps15
Product: epidermal growth factor receptor pathway substrate 15
Exons: 26
Coding region: 180-3536 (1118 amino acids)
Biological process (GO): endocytosis; endosomal transport
Cellular component (GO): cytoplasm; plasma membrane; clathrin coat of coated pit
Molecular function (GO): cadherin binding; calcium ion binding
Source: RefSeq, a predicted model, not a curated record
UAUUAUUAAUGUUAUUGUUAUUCUUUUGUGUUUGUUUCGGGCUUAUGGGUUGUUUUGGCUGACGGGAUAACGGAUGAUAACUUAGUGUGCAGUCAUCGGUUUGAAUCAUUUUAUAAUUGAUUCCUGAUCCAGUGCCAGGUUUUUCAGCGGCCUCUGUCUGUGUCUGGCAGCAGCGCAGCAUGAAAGCAGUGGGAAACAGAAACACUAUGGCUGCCACUCUGUCUCUUACUCAGCUCUCCAGUGGAAAUCCCAUCUAUGACAAAUACUAUCGACAGGUUGAUCCGACUGGCAGUGGGCGGGUGGCAGCAGCUGAUGCAGCCUUGUUUCUGAAGCGGUCGGCCUUGGCUGACUUGGUCCUGGGGAAGAUCUGGGAUUUGGCAGACUCUGAACGUAAAGGUGCUCUUAACAAGCAGCAAUUUUUCAUAGCAUUGCGGUUGGUAGCCUGUGCUCAAAAUGGCCUGGAGGUGGCACUCAAGAGCCUUAAUGUGGCUGUUCCUCCCCCAAAAUUUCAUGACACAAGCAGCCCGCUGUUGGCAGCAGGAGGAGGAGUUGCUGCUGACAUUCCCUGGGUCGUCAAGCCUGAGGAGAAGAUGAAGUUUGACUCCAUCUUUGACAGUCUGGGUCCAGUUGGAGGGAUUCUAACAGGAGACAAGGUCAAGCCUGUCCUGCUCAACUCCAAACUGCCAGUGGACAUCCUUGGCAGGGUGUGGGAGCUCAGUGACAUCGACAGAGAUGGCACGUUGGACAGAGAUGAAUUUUCUGUGGCCAUGUAUCUGGUGUACAGAGCCCUGGAGGGGGAGCCUGUUCCCAUGUCCCUACCGCCUCCCCUGGUUCCACCCUCCAAGAGAAAAAAACCCUCGGUGCCUCCUGUGAUGCCCCUGUUACCCUCGCCCCCCUCAGUCAAAGACAGUCGAUCCUCCCACGCUGGCAGUAAGACCAUGCCCCUUCCCCCUAAACCCGCCCCAGCUCCUGUCCCAACACCAGCAGCUGCCCCUUGGGUGGUGUCGCCAGCAGACAAAGCAAAGUAUGAUGAGCUCUUCAGCAAGACAGACAGUGACAUGGACGGCCUUGUGUCUGGGCCUGAAGUCAGAGAUAUCUUUCUGAAGACGGGGCUGCCCUCUGCAACACUCGCACGCAUCUGGGAGCUUUGUGACAUUGGAGACAUCGGGAAACUGACCCGAGAGCAGUUUGCCCUGGCGCUUCAUCUAAUCAAUCAGAGGCUGACUAAAGGCUUGGAACCUCCGCAGAGUCUCUCCCCAGAGAUGAUCCCUCCAUCUGACAGACAAAACAUCAAACAGAACAACGUGGCUAACCUGGCAGCUGACUUCUCUGCCAUCAAGGAGCUGGACUCUCUCAGUAAUGAGAUUGUCGAACUACAAAGGGAGAAGAUAACUGUGGAAGAGGAGAUCAAGGAGAAGGAGGAGGCCAUCAGACAACGCAGCAAUGAAGUGCAGGACUUGCAGGAUGAGGUGGCAAGGGAGAGCGAAGUGCUGCAGCGGCUCCAGGCUCAGCGUCAGAAGGUCCAGGAGGCUUUGGAGGAGCUAGACCAACAGAAAGGCUCCCUGGAGGAUCAGCUGACUCAUAUUCGCCAGCAGACCAACCAAGAGACCAAUCUGAUUUCAUCACUGCAGUCGGAGCAUGAGGAGCAGGAACAGAAGAUAUGUCAGUUUGAGGAGGAGCUGGUCCAGGCCCGAGAGGAGCUCCUGGCUCUGCAGGAGGAGAGCCGGAGGCUGCAGGAGAAGGUCCAGGCCGCCCAGGAGCAGCUCACACCUUUGCAAGAGUCUGUCCGCGACUCCUUUACACAAGUUGCACAGGUUCAGCAGAAACUGAAUGAGCUUCAGGUGGAGGAGAGGUCAGUAACUGCCCAACUCAGCUGGAAGAGAGCUCUGGAGGACAGCUCUCCUGUCAUGGUCAACGGAUCAGCUGGCCCCACAGCAGAGCUGCACCAGGGGGACACCUUCCAGCAGGACCUCUUCCAGGAGGACCAGCCUAAAGAGCUGAAGGAGGAAGAACCAGCUGCUCUCUGCUACCAGCAGAAAGAACAGAAAGAACAUUCAGAUCAAAAGGAGAAAGAAGGUAUGAACAAAAGAGAAGAGGAAGAAGAGGAGGAGGAAGAAAGUUUGAAGACUGCAGAGGAGGAAAAGUUAAAACGUGAUGCCUUGGAUGAUCUCUAUACCAGUCUAGCCUCCUCUGAGAUGUACAACAGUCGGUUGAAGCCACUGGAGAACAUGACUAUGGAACACAGUAGCCCUACACCCAACGUCUCCUCGGAGGUCAUAGACGAUGCAGAGGAAUCACCUAGAGAAAGCCCGCCAAAGGUUGCAUCGCCAGAGCCAGAGUCUGCAGAGUCCCCAGAAAGCACCCCGUCUUUGUUACCACCUCAAGUUGGCCCUCGCUCUCUGCCACCUCAGACCAGCCCUCCCUCCCUGCCUGAGAUGGACUUUUUUCAUUCUGACCCCUUUACUGACCAUGAUCCAUUCAAAGAUGAUCCAUUUGGAAAAGCAGAUGUUGCAGAUCCGUUCGGAGAAGAUCCAUUCAAAGGGUCAGACCCCUUUGCUGCAGACUCUUUCUUCCAGGCCUCCAGCGGUCCCUUUGCCUCAGAUGACCUUUUCUCUGCCUCAGAUGACCCGUUUGUUACCACAACUGGUGUGCCGGAACCAGACCUGUUUCUAGCCAAGCCGAAUGAAGCAGAAGCUGCACCAGCAGCAGGCCCAGAUCCCUUCACUUCUAAACCUACCAAUCUGGCUUUAGCAGCCAAGGAUCCAUUCAGCUCCACAGGGAACAAUAUGGCCGAUUCUGACCUGUUUGGAGGCAAAGUGAACGCCAUUGGGGAGGUGGAUCCCUUUGGUUCUCAGAACGGAGGGACAGAUCCAUUCAGCUGCUCUUUACCCAGCUCUGAUCUGGCGCUGAAGGACACUGCAGCAUCCAAUGACCCGUUUGCUCCAGGUGGUACGACAGUGAACGCCAGCUCAGAUCCAGAUCCGUUUGCUGCUGUGUUUGGUAAUGAAUCAUUCGGAGGUGGCUUUGCAGAUUUCAGUGCUUUGACAAAGUCAAACGGGGCUGACCAGUUUGGCAUCAACAAUAAGAACCUGUUCCAGGAAGACAGUGAGUCUGUUGGCCCCGAUGUGCCCCCAGCUCUGCCUCCAAAAACCGGUACGCCAACUAGACCACCUCCUCCACCUCCAGGUAAGAGGUCGUCCAUCUCCAGAACUGAGUCGUGUGAGUCCUUCCAACGACGAGGGCCCUUUCUCCAACAGCCUUCAGGAGAUUUCUCCUCCUCUUCCCUGCCUGCCAAGGAUCCUUUAGCUGACCCCUUCGCCCCCUCCUCCCCUCCUCGUCACAACGUACGGGAAGCUGACCGAUUUGCCAGCUUUGACAAACAGUGGGAUGUACCACCUACAAUAUCCAACAGAGGAAGACAUGAUAGAGUGGCAAAGCGCGAGAGCGAGCGAGAGGAAAAGGAGCGACUUGCCAGGCUCACCCAGCAGGAACAAGGACCUGAGCUGGCCAUCGCACUCAGCAGUCUACUCUCUUAGACCCCGUCUCUCCCUUCCCUUCCCCUCCUCGUCCACUGACCUGGCUCAGCACGGCACAGCACAGCCUGGCCCAGCCCAGAAAGCACCAAAGCAAUGUGGGGACUGUAUAGGACUGAUUCAGCAACACCGGCUGACCCCAUGGAGAGAAUCUCAGAAUUAACCCUUCUCUGAAUCUUUCAGCGCCCUUCUCCCCGGACUGUGUUCAUGGUAUUGGCAUUGCGGUAUCGUGUUUUUCCAUUCUGUUGGUCUUGUUUUGGAGAAGUGGACCAAUAUGGAGUGUUUGUUUUGAAGAAUGGAUUGUUGAAAAAUGAAAUGCGGUGAAUUUGGAUUUAGAGAUAGCUCCGUUGAUUUCGACACCAGGCUACAAAUGUAAUUUAUUUAAUGCGCUCAAAACUAGAUUGAAAUUGCUUUGUCAAAAGUCCUGUCUUUAUCCACUAACAGUACCUGUAUACUUUAUUAAAACCCCUCUAGCUUCUGAAGUUUUAUUGAGAAUUUCAUGAGCUUUCUGUAAUUGGAAAUAGACUUGCUAAUUUUGUAGAGCACCAAAAUUCCCAUAAUUUCCUUCCAGCUCUCAGCUAAUAUUUUGAAACUAAAUAUUGAACUGUGUGUAGAUUCAAGACCGUAACAAAGUGUUAUUGAGGCACUGUAACAAAAUCUUUCAGUCUUUUUUUUUUUUUUUUAAAUGGAAUGACCACUUACUUUUCUAGUCCUGUAUAAUGGCAGAAGGCAUAUGAGAUU